AUGGGUGACCUGUUGGGACUGAACAACCUGGUGGCCAACACUGCCUACCUAAGGGCUCAGCACAUAGAUCGCGAUAUGCUGAGAAAACAGUGGCUCUCCCUGACGCUGCCCAAACCAAAGAUGUCUUUUGCUUUCCAGGCAGCAGUGGGGAGGACGUACGAGUCACUGUGUGAGCAACAGCCUAUUGGGAGGAAGUUGUUCCAGCAGUUUCUUCUGGCCUCUAAUCCGCAGUACAUGGUCAUCACUGAGUUCCUGGAGGAGCUACGUGACUGGAGCUUUGCUGAAGAUGAAGCCAGAGAGAAAGCCAAACAGAGCAUCCUCGCUAAGUUCUGUCAACCUGAGUCCAGGAGUUUUCUCUCCUACCUGACAGGAGAAGCAGCUGAAAGAUGCAAGGGUGUAACAGACAAAAACUUUGAGGAGGUGAUGUUGGGACAGAUAAGAGAAGCCACGAGAGACUUCCUGAGGGGAAGACCUUUCUCAGAGUAUCUGAAAAGCCCCUUUUACUAUAGGUUCUUGCAGUGGAAAGAGUACGAGAAGCAGAGGAUCACUGACAAAUACUUUUAUGAGUUAAGGACUUUGGGAAAAGGUGGCUUUGGUGAGGUGUGUGCGGUGCAGGUGAAACACACAGGCCACAUGUACGCCUGCAAGAAGCUGGAUAAGAGGCGCUUGAAGAAGAAAGGUGAGGAGAGAAUGGCCCUUAUGGAGAAGAAGAUCCUGGAGCAGGUCAACAGUCUCUUCAUUGUAAACCUGGCUUACGCUUAUGACAACAAGACCCACCUGUGCCUGGUCAUGGACCUUAUGAAUGGAGGAGACCUUAGAUUCCACAUCUACGAGCUCGGAGAGCGGGGUAUCCGUAUGGAGCGUGUUGUUUACUACAUGGCCCAGAUAAUCACUGGGCUACUCCACCUGCACUCUAUGGACAUUGUGUACCUGGAUAUGAAGCCUGAGAACGUGCUUCUGGAUGCUAAAGGACAGUGUCGGCUGUCAGACUUUGGAUUGGCUGUGGAGCUGCCAAGGCGCAAAACGAUCUGCUGGAAGGCUGGUACAACUGGUUACAUGGCCCCUGAGAUUCUGAGACAGGAGUACUACCGCACGUCAGUGGACUGGUGGGCUCUGGGCUGCAGCUUCUAUGAGAUGGUUGCCGCCCGUUUGCCUUUUAAAGACUUCAAAGAAAAGGUGCAGAAUGAGGAGGUGACUCGUCGCACUCUGGAGGACGAGUGCAAGUUUGAACACAAACACUUUGAUGCUCCGACCAAAGAUAUCAUCAGUCGCUUCCUCAAGAAGAAGGUGAUACAUCGCCUCGGGUGCCAAGAUGAUGACCCACGAAACCACGUGUUUUUCAAAAGCAUAAAUUUCCGCCGGCUGGAGGCCGGGCUGGUGGAGCCCCUCUGGGUGCCAAAAUCCAACGUGGUCUACGCCAAGGACACGGACACCUUCAAGUUCAGGGACACCUCCGAGGUGGAGAAUAUUACAUUUGAGAGCAAGGAUGAGACACUUUUUAAGCAGUUUAGCACAGGCGCUGUCUCCAUUCAAUGGCAGAAGGAGAUGAUUGACAGCGGUAUGUUUGACGAACUGAACAACGCCAAACUGAACGGUUACGGCUGUGAGUCUGUGUGGGAAUCUAGAAUGUGCAUUAUUUUGUAA
Molecule: messenger RNA, 1644 nt
Organism: Perca flavescens (yellow perch)
Lineage: Eukaryota; Metazoa; Chordata; Actinopteri; Perciformes; Percidae
Product: rhodopsin kinase 2-like
Exons: 4
Coding region: 1-1644 (547 amino acids)
Biological process (GO): protein phosphorylation; regulation of signal transduction; signal transduction
Cellular component (GO): cytoplasm
Molecular function (GO): rhodopsin kinase activity; ATP binding
Source: RefSeq, a predicted model, not a curated record